UCGAAAGCAGCACAGAUGGUUCAUAAGGGAAUAAUUCAGGGGUGGAGGAGGAAACAGAGAAAAAAAAAACACGAAAGUUCACAUGCAGCUCAUUAGACCUAGCUACACACCGGUAGAAGAAGGGCACAGAGUAUCAGGACCUGAGCAAGCAGUUGUUUCUUUUUCCUCGCAGAGCCUUGAAAAGUCCCUUCCCAGUGUUCUCAGUUGUCUAAGGAAGUAUUUCCUGUGCAGGAGGAGGAGCACACAGUCAGACAACUUGUUGCAAGGCAAUUCAGAGAAAGUUGACGACUCACACAGCGCCAUCUUCAAUGUGAUAAUUGGUGCCGUCAUUGCUGUGGUAGUCCUGGUCUUCAUCUGCCUGCUCUUCGUGCUCUUUCGCUACAUGUACCAACACAAGGGCACGUACCACACCAAUGAGGCCAAGGGCAGUGAAUUCGCCGAGACGGCAGACGCAGCCCUCCAGGGAGAUCCGGCUCUUCAAGAUGCCAUGGACGAGAGCAAGAAGGAAUAUUUCAUAUGAGUGCUGGAGAGACUGAAUUCAAAUCCAUGGAUUAAUACAGUACAACUUGAACAAUUUUUUUUCUUGAUGAGCCUAAUAUCUGAUCAAAGUUGGUCACAUGGUCACAUGGCGUUCACUGCCAAAGCGUAUACACUCUUAUAUUAACUAUUAUACAACAUACAUAAAUUUUGAGAAGACUUUGGCUGAGUAUUUUGCCUAGUGGACUGGAUUCAUCCAAGAGUGUUAUACUGAAAGUGCACAUCUAUUGGUUGAGAAAAUCGCAAAGAGAAAUUGUGUGUAUUUGACACAAAUCAGCAGGUAAAUGAAGGCAAAGAUGAAAUAUGAAAUGACUGAAAUGACUAUCAAAUAGCGACCAUAAUGCUGUGGACAAAAGAGGUAUAAUAUCUUUCACAUGCAAAUAAGAUGAAAUCUUUAGAUGCGUUCCAGCUUACUGCUGACAAUCAGCAUUGUUUAACUAUGUAUUGGAUCUGAAACAAGAUAGCAUGUAUUCGGUAAAGAACCAGACAGUGAUAAAUUGAUUGUAUACAUUAUUGCUUCUUUUUUGUUCAUCGGCAUGCUGGAUUUUGAAAUGAAAUAGGGACUUUGAGGUUAAAGCACACAAAGGUAUCUUUUAAUUUAAAGUUUUAUAGUCCUUCCAUUUCAGUAGACUUAAAUGAGCAAAUUAACAUAACUGUAAAUUAGACCUACUUGGUACUUGCCUUUAAGACUUUUGCAGUCGACUGCCUGAAACCUGCAACACUUGGACAUGACCAGGUCCUCUGGGUAUAUGCACUGCCCAGGCCUGAAAUGUAGCUAUUUUUGAUUACCGCUUGAAAUGCACGCUCAGUGAGCCCUGAAAAAGUUAAGUGAAUACCAGCUACUGGGUGUUGAAGCAUAUUGGUUGGAUCUGGGCAGUUAGAAUGCUCCAGUUCACUUCAGAAUUCAUCCUGCUGCUGUUGUCACCUGUCACAUCAAUUAAGUAAAGUGAGGCGGUUCUUCUGGCAACCAAACAUGUCCAAGCCAAACCGUGACACCACCUCCAUGUUUUUCAGAUGAGGUAGUGUGCUUUGGAUCAUAAAGUGUCUUUUCCUUCACGCUUUCCUCAUUCCAUCAGUCUGCUGCAGAUUCAUCGUCACCUCAAAUGUCCAUAAGUCUCCGUCAUAUAGUUCCACCUUACAACUAAAGCUGACCACAUGAUUUUUAACUUCAGAGAUUUUGUUACAUUUCAAAUCGAGUGUACUGGACAAGAGAGACUUAAACACUCACACACACACACUAAGUAUAUUUAAAUCUACAGUAUAUGAAAGCCUUAAUAACAGGUAUUCAGUAUUUACUUGUUAUUUUUGACUCUUGAGCAAGUUCACUUAUAACUGUUCAACCAAAAUGCAAAAUCGAACAUGAGGAAAACCCGUAAUGUGAUUGGAAAUGCUCAUAAGUGAUAGUGGGGCGAUAUAUAUACGACAUCUACAGUAGUUUCUUCUUUAACCCAAUUAAACUCUCCGGAGCUACUGUGUUUCCCGACAUACUGCUUACUCUUAUAAUUGCAUGCCUGUCCUAUUAGUUUCACUGUACCUACUGAAUCAUUUAUAGUAGCUACUGAAUAAUGUGCUUUAAUAUGAGCCAAAUAAUAAGCCUGCUUUUACAAAUGGCAAGAUUUUUAUUAAACAAGUUAUUGAUAAAUCUUUUUUUGUGGGCAUCAUAGAAAGGUCCACAUCUGUCCUACUACCAGGGUUUUAUUACCUUGAGAUAAGUUAAUAUUGUAAGAGUUUGAUUACCAUUUGUGACUUUAUGCAUUAGAAAUAUCCAGAUCCAUGGUCACUGGGUAACCCGGGAUUGAGAUUAAUAAAAGGAUAAGAAAAAGAUGUGUAAUGAAGUGGGGCAGCUGUGGCUCAGGUGGUAGAGCAGGCUGUCCACUAAUCGUAAGGUUGGCAGUUUGAUUCCCGGCCCACAUGACUCCACAUGCUGAAAUGUCCUUGGGCAAGACACUGAACCCCAAGUUGCUCCCGAUGUCAAGUUAGCACCUUGCAUGGCAGCUCUGCUACCAUUGGUGUGUGUGUGAAUGGGUGAAUGAGACACAGUGUAAAGCGCUUUGGAUAAAAGCACUAUAUAAGUGCAGACCAUUAAAAAGACUGCUGAAACUCAGGAGGCCUUAAAACUAAAAGUCUUGUGACCACCAAUGAUAGAUAGAUAGAUACUUUAUUGAUCCCGAUGAAAAUAGCAGCAUUACAGUAGUGGUAAAAAGAAAUUCACGGUGCACAGUGCAAAGCACAAAAAAAAAUCUAAUGGAAAUCAAUAAUAAUAAUAAUAAUAAUAAUAAUAAUAGGCUCUAGUCCUGGUUCUGUCUUGACAGUAAGGUGACUCUAAGGUGACAAUAUGUAGUGCAGGUGAGAAUGUAUUGACAUUUAUUUUUUUCCAACCUUACCUUUAAGUUCAUUCCAAAUUGACCUCCACAUGCAGUCGAACAUGCAGUCAAAAAUGAUUAGCCUAGUCACAAUGAAUGCCAUGUGACCCUACUGUUUUUCAUGUGAAGUGAUCUUUGCUGCACCUUAACCACAUAAAAAAGUGCAUACAUAAUGCAUAAUUGCUACUGAUGCAUCACAAUUUGACUGAUUAUCCCUCCACUCCAAUCCUCCACACAGUACAGUUAUACUCCUAUAAACACAGUACAAAUGUACUCAAAAGGAAACCUAGCAAGUCAGAUUUUCAGUGAUUAAUUAAAAGCCUCAAGGGUACAGUUGGAAAAUAAACCCAAAGCUCCAAAUCACACACAACCUUCUAACCUUCUCACAUGAACUUCCAUAAUUAACAGAAACUUGCCCAAGGUUUUCUGUUUCUUUCUUUUUUAAGGCAAACCUUUUAGAAAGGUUUUAACCUUUUAGCCUGCUCUGCUGUUAAGUAGCAGUCAGGAUAUACUGUUAGAAACAAAAGGUGACACCUUUACAGUUACCCUUGUAAAAGAAAAAAAACUGUCAAGAUUGAAAAAAAAAAAAAAAAAAAACAGCAAUGAGAUGAUGUAGCAGAUCUGUGCUUGAAAAUAAAAUGUAUUUUUCUUCCA
Messenger RNA from Ictalurus punctatus (channel catfish), 3554 nucleotides. It is a transcript of the gene gypc, whose product is annotated as glycophorin C (Gerbich blood group). Lineage: Eukaryota; Metazoa; Chordata; Actinopteri; Siluriformes; Ictaluridae. The transcript is spliced from 3 exons. Gene Ontology annotation, cellular component: membrane; cortical cytoskeleton. Bases 83 to 520 code for a protein of 145 amino acids. The record is from RefSeq and is a predicted model, not a curated record.